Molecule: messenger RNA, 1077 nt
Organism: Syngnathoides biaculeatus (alligator pipefish)
Lineage: Eukaryota; Metazoa; Chordata; Actinopteri; Syngnathiformes; Syngnathidae
Gene: clic2
Product: chloride intracellular channel 2
Exons: 6
Coding region: 136-870 (244 amino acids)
Biological process (GO): chloride transmembrane transport; negative regulation of ryanodine-sensitive calcium-release channel activity
Molecular function (GO): chloride channel activity
Source: RefSeq, a predicted model, not a curated record
AUCCUGCAAACAAGCAGCAGUCCCGAGGUGGUCCAGCUCUCUCUUGACAUCAGCAGCUUGCUCCUUCCUCCUGUGGCUGCUUUGACUUGUUUUGGAGACUUUUUUUGUUUGUUUUGUUUUGUUUUCGGGGGCGACAUGGCACUGCGGCAACAUUCAGAAAGGGAGCCCAUCAUUGAGUUGUUCGUUAAGGCGGGCCACGACGGCGAGAACGUGGGCAACUGUCCCUUCUGCCAGAGGCUCUUCAUGGUGCUGUGGCUGAAAGGAGUGAAGUUCACCGUGACCACUGUUGACAUGAGGAAGAAGCCCGCGGAGCUGAAGGACCUGGCGCCCGGCACCAACCCGCCUUUCCUGCUCUACAACGGCACCCUCAAAACAGACUUCAUCAAAAUCGAGGAGUUCCUCGAGCAAACGCUGGCCCCUCCCAGGUAUCCUCACCUCAGCCCACUUAACAAAGAGUCCUUUGACGUGGGUGCUGACAUUUUCGCAAAGUUCUCCGCCUUCAUCAAGAACACGCCAAACAACGCCUUUCAGGAGAAAAACCUGCUCCGGGAGUUUAAGCGCCUGGACGAUUACCUGAACUCUCCGCUGCCCGAGGAGGUCGACCACAACUCAAGAGGGCCGGUCGGCGUCUCCGAGAGAAAGUUCCUGGACGGGGACCGCCUAACUUUAGCUGACUGCAACUUGCUCCCCAAACUGCACGUCAUCAGGGUUGCGUCCAAGAAGUACUGCGGCUUCGACAUCCCGGCGCAGCUGACGGGCGUGUGGCGAUACCUGCGCAACGCCUACGAGCGGGAGGAGUUCAAACUGACGUGUCCAGCCGAAAUCGAGAUCGAGAAGGCUUACUUGGGCGUGGCCAAUGCGAGGAAAUAAAACGUUUGUUCGCCAUCUUUAGGGGGUGCUAUGUGGUGCCAAAGAUAUUACAACCACCAGUUACCUUAAGACAGGUACAGCCAAUCUUUUUUUUUUUUUUUUUUUUACUUGUUUGUUGCAGGACUUUUUACGACAGUUCCUCUUUUUUUUUAGGAUUACCCAAACAAGAUUUUCCCACAUGCCACUGGUUUCCUAUAAACAAUUUUU